Messenger RNA from Fimicolochytrium jonesii, 1377 nucleotides. RefSeq names its product Alpha/Beta hydrolase protein. Lineage: Eukaryota; Fungi; Chytridiomycota; Chytridiomycetes; Spizellomycetales; Powellomycetaceae. Gene Ontology annotation, biological process: lipid metabolic process. The transcript is spliced from 7 exons. The coding region runs from base 260 to 1246 and encodes 328 amino acids. The record is from RefSeq and is a predicted model, not a curated record.
UUGUGAGAGUUGCGCGCGUGCAAACAGCCUCGACUCGCUAUGCUGGACACCUGCAACGCAACAAUAGCGCCCAAAGGCAGGGGUCCGACCCCUGCGUGCUGCGGGGCAACUACACCGUCUCGGUCCGGCUGCUACUUGCUCCUUCAUUAAACAGGCCGGCCAGUGAACUGGUAUAAACGGCGUCCUAACGCUCUCCCAUGGCGUCCCCAGCUCCCCCUUCCGACUGUGCCGGCUGUGAUCCCACGUCUCGCCGCUCAAGAUGCGUUCUUCCAUUGCCAGCACACUGCUAGCCCUCUCCAGUGCGUUCGUCGUCGCUGCCCAGGGAAGUUCAAAUUCACCGUCAUCUGUCGCUGCGUCUGCUCCCACGAACGCGCCGCAAGCUCAAGAUCAACCCAGUCCCAGGAGGACCCCGCCGGGAUCUAAAGCCGAUCCCAUCCCAAUCGACUUCGCACAGGGUGUUGCGAACUUUUCCCUUCCUGCUCUCUAUGCGCAGUCUGCCGACUGCGUAGAGACCGUCGUCGGCGCAUCUGUCAGCGGUGGGAACGAUGAUGCCGUCGUCACUUGGGUCGGCGGUGACGGAGGUCAGACCGCCCAGCGUGUCUAUGUUGCUUACUCUGGAUCCAGGGGCGGUAUUAUUGUCGCUCAUCAAGGUACGAACAAUACGGCGCCCGCAUCAGCCGCGCUCCCCGGGAACUUUAACCUGACAGCGCCGGACCCUCGCCUGGGUGUAAACAUCCCGGGAAGUGCCGUUUAUGGAGGGUUCCAGGUUGCGUGGGCAGCCAACGCGGACGAGACGCUGGCUCAAGUGAAGGAGCUGCUCGUCAAGCACGCUAACGCCAGCAUUCUGGUUACGGGUCACUCAAUGGGUGGGGCAAUCGCCACUAUCGAUGCUCUCUUCCUUUCGAACGCAUUGAAGAGGACCGUCAAAGCCAUUGCUUUCGCUCCUCCAAGGGUAGGAAACGCCCCUUUUGCCGACUUCAUCGAUAAAGUCGUGCCGGACUUCCGAUACAUUGUCAAUGGAGGAGAUCCGACGACCCAGAUCGUACCCGCGACCUACUACCGCCACCCGUCAGGCGAGGUCUGGAUCAACCCCGCCAACUCCACGACGGCGGUCUUUUGCCCGGGCCAGGAGAAUGUACACUGCCAAGCCUCUCUCCCGCAGCCAUCUUGGAACGAGGGCGACCAUCUGGGCGUACAUGGGUGGCAACACGUCGGAGGGUUGCUCCUGACUUUUGGGUUUUCAUGACUGCUGCUGCUGCUGCCGGCGUCCUGCUUGGUCUAUGUGAGGGCUGCUAGAUAGACUCGGCUUUAAGAGGAGUAGCUUCGCCAUUUACGCUCGAAUAGCAGAGCUCAUAUAUCCUAGGACCGUGAGAAGAA